AGUAGGUUUUCAUCUUUUAAUAUUUCACUUUUUUGAAGUUACUCAAGGGGUCAUUAUCUUAGAUAAAUAGCCAUUUUGACUAUUCGUCUCGGAAUUGAACACUAUUCCCGAGUCUCAAUAUGUCAUGUCGUCAGCAGACUAUAGUAUUGAUGAGUACAUUCUUGUCUGGAACGAAUCCACUUUCAUUCAUGCUGUUGGUAGCAUUCCAAGGUUCAUGGCUACAGCGGUUGAUCUAGGACGGGAAUUGGUAAGGCGAAAAAUCAGGCUUACCUACGGAGGAGGCAAUGUUGGCCUUCAAGGAGCUGUAGCUUCAGCAGUCUAUAAUAAUGGUGGUAGAGUCAGAGGUUUCAUACCAGGGUAUAUAGCAACACGAGGGGUCUAUGGACCAACAUAUGGCGCAGAGUACACCGUCUCCAGCAAUUACUAUAAGUAUUUCGAGAUGAAUCAUAUUGUGGAAACCUUCAUUGUACUUCCUGGAGGAAUUGACACUAUGGAGGGUUUAUUCACUUUGAUCUCAUGGGCAUCCGAAGGGUUACACAGUAAACCCAUUGGUCUUUUGAACAUUGACGGUUAUUUCAAUAACCUAAUCAAGUUUCUAGAUGAUGCGGUGAGGCAGAACUUCAUGGCUUUGAAUAAGAGGAAACUGUUCAUUUCUUCUUUCUUUGUUGAUGAGCUUUUGAACAAACUAGAGUUUGUUAAUGCUUUCCCGGGUCCUGGUGCCAGUUAUGAAGAGUUUGCAAAUCCUGGAAGAUUAGACUUAGAGUUGCAUCUGUAAUAUUUCCAAGUUGAAAUAAUAUUGUCCAUACUCUAGAUCGCAACCCAUUUAAAAAUAUUUUCAGAGUAAUGCGGAAGUACAAUAAUAAUCAAAUCAUGACACAUUUUAAAAUCUGAUGAUCAAACAUUUGCCUGCCAUCCUUGCAUCUCCUCUGACUCAAUGCCCUCCGGGAAUGGUUCCAUCAUUGUCUUCUUGUUACCUACGUGUAGUCAACGAAAAAUACAAACUACACGCUCAGCGAAACCGCUGAGUGGUACCACGCUAGAAUUGUAGAAUGAUU
This is a messenger RNA of Cuscuta campestris, 1055 nucleotides long. Lineage: Eukaryota; Viridiplantae; Streptophyta; Magnoliopsida; Solanales; Convolvulaceae. The record is from the annotation of a GenBank genome assembly.